Oncorhynchus keta (chum salmon) is the source of this 2313-nucleotide messenger RNA. Its product is annotated as storkhead-box protein 1-like. The record is from RefSeq and is a predicted model, not a curated record. The coding region runs from base 971 to 1300 and encodes 109 amino acids. Gene Ontology annotation, molecular function: DNA-binding transcription activator activity, RNA polymerase II-specific; RNA polymerase II transcription regulatory region sequence-specific DNA binding. NCBI's taxonomy places the organism in Eukaryota, Metazoa, Chordata, Actinopteri, Salmoniformes, Salmonidae. The transcript has 2 exons. Gene Ontology annotation, cellular component: nucleus; cytoplasm. Gene Ontology annotation, biological process: positive regulation of transcription by RNA polymerase II.
GGGUAGUUAUAAAAAUAUUUGGUAUUUUAUGUAACCAUACCAACGGUAACAUAUCACAUUUACAUUUACUAUGUUACGUCUAGUCUAUGAGACCAGUCUGCCUACACAGGUAGUCUUUACUUCCAUCGCCUGUCAUUUGACUGUCAAAUAUUUUUUAUUUUCACCUGUUGCAAUGCCCCGGUAUGGAGCUCAUCAUGUUCAGAGGGUUGGAUCGAGGUGGAGUUACGGUCAAAUAUUUGGUGGUCCUGUUCCUCUUCGAAUUGGCGUCUAUGUUCUCAAAGAACCGAGGGGUUGAAUGAGAAUGGUAUACACUAGGCUAUGUGUCAGGCGUUUUAUACAGAACAGAAGAAAGUGUAACCCAGUUUGGAUGAUUUAUUCCUUUUUGGAUGAAUGCGGAGACGCGGUGCGCCCUCGUUGAAUGGGAGGGAGGCUGCCUUUGCGCACCAAAUGAAGUCAUGAACGGCAGAACGAUGAAGUCAUCGCCUGAACUUGCAGCUAUAAUUUCUGUGCACUGAUCGAUCGAUGUACACACACAGAUGAGGGGUUCUCGCCGUCUUGGGAAGUGGGUCAUGGAAUAAUCGGUUCACCUAUUUUCUUUGUAAGGCUAUAUGUGAAAGCUUGGGUUUGAGAGUUAAUUUGUCUGUUAAAUUGGUAUGCUACUGUCGCCUGAUAAAAACGUUUGACAUGUUUUGGUUCGUUUUUGGACACAGAUAGUGACAACAUUUAUUGUAAGAAUAGGCUAUAGCCUACAUUUCCAUUUUGCGUGAUGCAGAUCAAAUGUGUGCUGUCAAGUUUGUGUGGUAGCCUACAGUUUUCAAUAGACCUAAAUCAAGAUUGAAACAUCAGAAAGAUGUGCUCGUUUUGUAAAUAUAUCAAAGUACGGAAUAAAACAUGCUGUAAAACAUGCUGCUCUGAGAAAUUGGACGUUGUUGUCGUUCAUGGUGUAGCGGAGAACGAAGCAAUUUGAGACAUGGAUAAGUUUCUGCAGAUCGCGCCUCACUCCCUGGGCAUAGUGCUGUCUCGGGUUGGCGCCGAGGAGUCGCCCGCGGUAACCGACAAGCUCCAGCAACAUCACACGGGCUACGAGAUAUUUGCCGAUUUCAAAGCCGUCAACAUGCAGCACUUCUGGAAUAAGAAAAUGACCGAUGCGAUAUCGGAGACUUUCUUCCUAGGCUGGAUUGACCAGGAUGUCCUGCUAAUCCAAGGGAAGGAACACCACCUCGAGGGGCUCAGAGAGGGAUGGACGAGGCGGGCCCUCAAACCGCCCGGAGGGUUCGAGAUCAAGUGCAUCGGCUUCUAAACAGAGGGGCUACGAGAAGUGUCCUAUGCAGGAAGGAAAGUCGAGUGUCUGUUCAGGAAAGGAACCAUGCUAAACACUGAAGCAUCAUUCUCCCCGGUGGAAGGAAGAGGAGGGGCCUGGAAGAGAGAAUUGGGGGAAACGAUAGACAGAAAUGAUUCUGGCAGCAUAUCCCAAGUGGUAACAGGAAUGACUCUGGCUGUAUUUCCAAAAGGGUGACAGGAAUUAGUCUGACAGAUUUUCCCAAGAGGUGGGUUGGGGCCCCACUGAUGUGUUGAGAGGAAUUCCUCACUAGGGUUGCAACUUAAGACUGGGUACCGUCCAGAAACAUGCUUAAUUAUUUUAAUUUUUUAUUUAACCAGGUAGGCUAGUUGAGAACAAGUUCUCAUUUACAACUGCGACCUGGCCAAGAUAAAGCACAGCAGUUCGACACAUACAACAACACAGAGUUACACAUGGAAUAAACAAACAUACAGUCAAUAAUACAGUAGAAAAAGCCUAUAUACAGUGUGCAAAUGAGGUAGGAUAAGGGAGGUAAGGCAAUAUAUAGGCCAUGGUGACGAAGUAAUUACAAUAUAACAAUUAAACACUGGAAUGGUAGAUGUGCAGAAGAUGAAUGUGCAAGUAGAGAUACUGGGGUGCAAAGGAGCAAGAUAAACAAAUAAUUACAGUAUGGGGAUGAGGUAGUUGGAUGGUGUCACGCCCUGGCCAUAGAGAGGCUUUUUAUUGUCUAUUUUGGUUAGGCCAGGGUGUGACUAGGGUGGGAGUUCUAUGUUCUUUUUUCUAUGUUUUUGUAUUUCUUUGUUUUUGGCCGGGUAUGGUUCUCAAUCAGGGACAGCUGUCUGUCGUUGUCUCUGAUUGAGAACCAUACUUAGGCAGCCUGUUUUCCCACUAUGGGUUGUGGGUAGUUGUUUUCUGUUUUUGUGUCUGCACCAGACAGAACUGUUUCGGUUUUGUUCAUUCUCUUUGUUAUUUUGUUUUGUGUUCAGUUUAAAUAAAAAUAACAUGAACACUUA